Messenger RNA from Salvelinus namaycush (lake trout), 4042 nucleotides. Its product is annotated as C2H2 finger domain transcription factor crzA-like. Gene Ontology annotation, biological process: regulation of transcription by RNA polymerase II. The transcript is spliced from 4 exons. NCBI's taxonomy places the organism in Eukaryota, Metazoa, Chordata, Actinopteri, Salmoniformes, Salmonidae. The record is from RefSeq and is a predicted model, not a curated record. Gene Ontology annotation, molecular function: DNA-binding transcription factor activity; RNA polymerase II cis-regulatory region sequence-specific DNA binding. Bases 1024 to 3573 code for a protein of 849 amino acids.
AGUUAUUACGGCAAAAAUAUCAACAUAAUUUAGACAAAUACCGCGGCGUAAUUAAAAAUAAGUGAGCCGAAUAUAUUACAUUAAAUGCAGUUAGCAAACAUUGUCCCAGGUUCGAGUGUCGUGUCCAUUGAUGCGCAGUACAUCCACAGAUAUUAAACAGGGUUUGGCUAUUCGGACCUCGGACUGCGCGCAAUGGCGUCUCCCAUGAACAGCGACACUUUUUAUUCCAACAUAAAUACAGUACAAGGAUGGAUAAGGGUUCAAAUGGAGGAAAAACAAAUAUGAUGUCGACCCAAACCCGUUGCCAGAUAUUUAACGAAUGUCUUAUUUUGUAUUAGACUAUGGCAGACAAAUGACAUUCUGAAAUCGAAAGAAAAAUGGGCUUUACCCCGGAUAGUAUGAUUUCGCUAACAUCAUGCUCUCUUGAACCCUCCACUGCAGACUGUCGCAUUCAUGCUAUGUGGUAUAUUGACGACUUUGUUUAGAGCUCGAUUCAGGCAUGUUCCAAAAUGGAUUCUCAACAGACAGGGGUUCUGACCAAUGGUGGCUCAGAUGACAGGAGUGUCGGCCAAUCCUUGAAGAGAUCGGGGACUGUGCCAGAGAUCCAUGAGGAGCCAGUGGACUCCUUGAUCUUAUCCUGCCCACCAGGUAACCUCCAAUAAUGCUCCCUUAAACAGGUGUACUCCAGUAUAGGUUUCCAAUCAAAACCUUUUUAGGCAAAACGAGGAGGGGCUGGGAGAGCGCCAGAUGUGAGCGGGACACAGCCAGCAUUACAGGAAGCAGUUGAACCCUGCAGGCUCAACCAACCAAUCACAGUCUCCUGGUGUGUGCGAUCAACCAAUCAGAGUCAAAUCAGACGUUCCUGGAUUGUGCAACAGGCCAAUCACAGACUCUGCAGCUCUCAGCUCUACCAAAGACGUGCCUCCCUCUGAUUCUAAAGGGAGUAGGUUAGAAGCCAGAGCUGUUUGGUCUGGGACCAGUUGAAAUGCCCUGACCUCCACUACUGUGACUGGUACGGGUCAGAUGGAGGAUGUGUGUGUUGAAGAGAUAGAACACACUGAGGAGCCUCUCUACAGGAUGGAGACAGAAGAGAGGGAUGAGAGGAGAGAUGGAGAGAGGGAUGUUACACAAGACAGGAAUGGUAGUCCCAUUGUCCCUGAAACGCCUCUCAUGGCCGACACAGCCAAGGCAGAGAGGGAUGGAGGGAUAAGGGGAGAGAAAGAAAGGAAAGAUGGAGAGGAUGAGAGAGUGAUCCCUCUUUUCCUACCCCCUAGUCGAUGUCAUGGUGCAAAAGAGAGACCAGGAGAGGAUAGAGGUGAGAGAGAGGAGGCAGGGAAAGGAGUUUGGGGGAGAAGAAAGGAAGAGGAGGGAGAAGUAUUGGAUCUGAGCUUCCCUAAAAAGAGAGAGAUUAAGGAGAGGAGCCUUUGGCAUGAGAGCUCACUGCUUAUGGAGGUAGAUGAGGUAGAGGGGGAUGGAGAUAGGGACAUAGUAGAGGAAGAUGAUGGUGAUGAUGAUGAAGAGGAUUCUAUAUUGAGAAUGGAUGGAGCUGACAUUUUGGGGGGACCUCUCUUGUCUCCCUUGUUCUUCUCUACCUCCGUUUUCACCUCCCUCUCUUCCAUAGACUCUGAAAGUGAAGGUCUUCUCCUGAUAGAUGACCAGGGCAUUCCAUACACACUCACCCCCGAGGGGCACAAAGUGCCCCAAAUGGACUCUUCCAGGCCAGACAACCCCCCCUCACGCCAGCCAAAGGUGCAGUCCAGCUCAUUGGAGGUAGAGGAUGACAGGUCGUCUCAUAUAACCACAGCAGGGGUCACUUACCUCAGCCAAAGUUUAGUAAAAACUCCACACACACACAAGGAAAACACAUGUCCCGCUCCUGUUACGUCUAUGAAACCUUCACAGAAGUCAGAACUUCUAAAAAAUACAGAACACUCAAAGAACCCAGAACUCUCACAGAAUGCGGAACCCCCUAAGGUUCUAGAUUCAGGUGUGAAAUCUGUUAGUGAGGCUAGUGCUGCUGUUUCCCAACCCUCUGGUUCUGCUGUACACCUCCAACCCCCUCAGCCUAUCCAGAUCCUGACUAACCCCUCCAACACCCCCAUCCUCCUCUUCCCCUCCUCCACCCAGCUCUCCUCCAUUCCCCUAACCAAGACUGAUGCCAACCCAGGCCUCCUGGCCUUCUCUCUCCCCCUCUCCCUCACCCAGAACACUCCCAGUGCCUCCACCUCUAUGUUCCUUCUCCUCUCCUCCUCCUCCACCUCUUCCUCCGGUCAGUCUUUCUCUACCUCCACCCCCAUUGCUCUCAUUGACCCCUCCACCGGUCAGCUCUCCCAAAUCACUGCCUCCUCUUCAUCCCCUCUUUCUCUCUCUCUCUCUUCUGGUCAGCUCGCCACAUCAGUGUCAUCCCUCCCUGCCAAUCCCUCCCACCCAGUUAUUAGAUCGACACCCAACAACUCCCCUAUCAUCCUAUCAAGAGAGAGUCCCAUCGUUAACCCUCCCGCCCCCCUGACCUCCCCCUCUGUGGUCUCCUGCCCUACCUCCAAGCAGCCCAGUGCUGAUGGCAGUUCUAAAGCAGUUCUACUCAGCUCACCUCCUCACAAACACACUGAACCAAACUGUUGUGACCCCAACACCGAUCAUCAGUCACUAUCUACUGAAGAAACCCAAAUGGAGUCUGUCCCAAAUGGGUCAUCUCCUACUAAAGCCCCUCCCCUUACACACCCGCAAUCCCCUUCUCUGUCCUUUGACUUCAGUUUGGAGGCAUCCGACCAAUCAAAAGCCCCAGAGUCAAAGCACACCUCCCUCCCAUGGGACGACCAUCUCUACUUCUCCUCCGCCACCGCUCCUCCCUCCCCUCCCCUUGCCCCCAUCUUCCCCUCCAGCGGACCCAGGAACCUGAACCCGCUGGACCCUCUGGACCCCCUGUCCCCAGCCUCCUCUCCCUCCUCUGGGCCACGAAGGGUACUCUACUGCCCUCUCUGCCCCAGGAUCUUCUACUACCUGUCUGACCUGGAGCGUCACUCCAUCACCCACUCUCAGAACAAACCCCAUGUCUGCCUGCAGUGUGGCAAGGCCUUCAAACGCUCCAGCCAUUUGCAGAGACACAAGCACAUUCACACGGGCGAGAGGAACUUUGUGUGCCCCAUCUGCUCCAAGCGUUUCAGGGAGGCGGGCGAGCUGCAGCGCCAUCAGAGGGUACACACAGGAGAGAAGCCCUACCAGUGCCCGCUGUGCCACACACGCUUCGCCGAGCGCAACACCCUGCGUCGACACACCAGACGCAAACACCCUUACCACCAGGCAGCUAUGGCGAUGCUGUCCGAGAGAGGAGCAGGGGGAGGAGGAAGAGAAGGAGGGGAUGAAGAUGAGGGCACAGAAGAGUGGUAUAGUUCCACUGUGUCCAACUUGGACAACUCUGACUCUGAACCAGAUUCUGAGGGUCCGAAAAUUAUGACUGAUCUCAUAAACCAUUUCCCAUCAAGUAUUCCUUCGAUUUUCGUCAUUUCCACAACUAUAGGGCGGGAAAUGUUAAUGGACAUUCUAAAAAGAUCACCCUUUGACAUCCUGCUAUAACAAUUCAUUUGCACUACCAAAGUAUAAACAAUUAUGUUGUAAAAAGCGCUGUCACAAUGUUUUAUUGUAAAAUUGUUCUUUAUUACUAUUUUUUUUCUUCUCUUGUGGGAGCUGUAAUUAUUAUUGAGUGAGAUUAUUUAACUUUCUUACUAUUAAAGACACUGUCGUUUGCACUUUUGAAAAGUGGAUUUUGUGUUCAAAUUUGAGAACAAUAGCCUCCAAUUUGUCCUUUUUACAUGGUUUUUACAUUGUGAUUUCUGCUGCUUAUGCCUUCAAAACAAGGUGCACUAAUUUGUUAAAUGCAUAGAACAGAAUUCUGACCAAUGUUUUGUUGUUGCUGAUUGCACCACUGAUGCAAUUGAAGCUUAUGAUAAAUGCUAAUCAUGUUAACUUAUUUCAGUUCAACCUCCCUGUGUGUGUACAGGGCCUUCAGAAAGUGUUCAUACACCAUGAGUUAUUCCACAUGUUG